This is a messenger RNA of Xylaria bambusicola, 3742 nucleotides long. RefSeq lists its product as uncharacterized. Lineage: Eukaryota; Fungi; Ascomycota; Sordariomycetes; Xylariales; Xylariaceae. The coding region runs from base 100 to 3606 and encodes 1168 amino acids. The transcript is spliced from 6 exons. The record is from RefSeq and is a predicted model, not a curated record.
AUUCCACCCAUCUCGGCCUUUCUCCCUGAAGCUCCUUAGCUUACUGCGUGAAAACCUCACUAUCUACUCAAGGCCCUCUCGCUGUAACCAACUUGAUAUAUGGCAGAAGCUUUCGGUAUUGCCGCGUCGGUCGCGGGCAUCGUAUCACUUGGCCUGGAACUCUUCAAAGGGAUAAACACCUACAUUGGCGCUGUUCGGGGUCGUGAUGAAGAGAUCAGCGCUAUAAAUCGACAAACUGAGGUCUUUCAGGGCUCUCUAAAAAUACUGCAAAGCGCGCUUCAAGACCUUGACAUGAAGCAUCAGACAGCUGGCAAUACUAUGAGGGCUGCUCUGGAAGCAGGUGAACUUGACCUCAAAACUUUGAAAGACUUCAUGGUUAAGCUUGCCGAUUCCUCGUCACAACCGCAAAGUAUUGAAUCCAGAUUAAAGCAUGCAACAAAGAUGCUGGCAUAUCCUUUUCACGAGAAACCUCUUGAGACAUUACAGCAACGACUUGAUAGAGCCAAUACGUCGCUUGACGUAGCCAUACGCGCACUUGACCUGAAAAUUAUCUCCUCUAUUGAAAAGUCUAGUGCGGAUGCAGUUGCUCAACUUGCUUCCCUUUCCAUAAUAUCAGCUACCAACAAGUCUACGUCCGUGUCUAUCAAAGCCAGCCUCGAUACGUUUAUACCUCGAACAGACCAAGCUUUGAUUGAGGUAGAUAAUUCCUUAAGGACGAGUCUUCCUGUGAUUCAGAAAAGCUUAGAUUCCAUAUCGGAAACCCUACUUAGACAUGAAGCAAAACUAACCAGCAAACUACAAGAAGCCCAGAGUGAGUGUCGAGAAGAAACCAGUGAUGUGCUUAGUCAGACAGCCUCAUCCAAAUCGAUCGUGAAUACACUAGGAGCCACUCAAGCAGGGAAUAGGAAUCUAAUUCCAGACCUAUUUUCAAAUGGCAGCAGAGCUGUACAUAUAUUGAAUGGCCUAGCUGAAAAAAAGGAACAUGAUCCUCCACGGCUUCUUCAUGCUAGUGCAGAGCAGCGUGCGCUCUACCGCCUGGUUUCUUCUCCUGCCCAACUGGAGAAACUCCUCGCCCUCUAUCAAUCGAACGACGAGGUGAAUUAUGAGUUCACAAUAGCGGAGGGUAAAAAGAGCCCUGAACAUCUCGCAAGUAAUAUUCAUGAUGAAUACAGAUAUACGUCAACUUGCAUAUGUCGACAACAGCACGAGAGCUUUCGCAGUCACACAAGACUGGGAAGUUUGUCCUUCAACAUAUUGAGAAGUACGUACUGGAAACAUCUGCCUGAAUGCAGAUUUUCUAGGAGCGAAAUCGUCUCUAAAUCGGACACAAUACGAAUGACUUAUAGCGGCCUUCAAUGGCUUCUUCCCAAGGCAAUCGAACUUUCCAUAUCCCUAGGGACCGGAUCGGGGGGCCUUAGCAUUAGUCCAACAAUUACGCUUCGACCCGUAGUUAACGAGAAUGAAGCCCCGGUUUUCCGGUCUCUAGGUCUUUUAAGGUGGUUUGUUUGGAACAAAACACCUGAGCUGGGAGUUAUGAAAUUUACAGAAAUGGUAACAAAUAGAGUUUUACGACAGUACAUGUCUCGAAAAAGCUCCCCAUACGAAGUCAAUAGCAGAGGAGAGUCUGCCUUGCAUAUUUGGGUGGAUUUCUUAGUCGGGCUUGGUGAAUCGUGGGGUGCUUGCGAAAAUUUUUUCACAUCCAUGACACAACUUUUGCUGGAUGCUGGGUUGCAAAUCGCCUUGUGCGACGAACAAGGAGGGUCUGCAGGAACAAGGCUGUUAAGAGCUGCCCCGAAUGGGAUCGUGGACUUUGGAAGACUGAUGUACAUUCUUUGUAAAGAAGCCCCAGAACCGUCGAUCAUGGAAAACUACAAGAUUAGUAAAUUUUACUUUCGAAGCGAUUGGGUCGAAGUGUCUCGUUCACUCCGCUACUCAAUUGACGCAAUCAAUGUUGUAGGCUGUGGCCCACUCAGCACCGCAGUGAUCCUCGGAAAAGAAACUGAAGUCAAAGAAAUCAUCACGAGAUUUCCCUUCACCAUAUUUGAAAGAAAUCUCCUGGGCCAAACUCCAUUCCACUUGGCAGCAGACAAGCCAAGAAUGCUACGACUCUUAAUGGCGGUUGUCAAUCCGCAAGAGCACGAUGUGACGGAUAAAAAGAACGACUACGCCUUAGACUACUCAUUGAGCUUGUCUUCGACAAUUUGCGCAAAGGGCUCCUCGUGGGUUAGUUGUUCUGGCUGUCCAUGUACCGAAUGUGUUGAGAUAUUCUUAGAUUCUGGAUGGCGUUACAGGUUCGAUUUCCUAAGGGCAGACAUGUCGCACGCAGCCAGGCUAAGGAUGAUAAGUCACUUUGCUGCUCAAAGAGAAGUGCUGAAAGACCUUGGUCGGCAGUUUUUACCUCGGGUCGAAAUUGACCGCCACCGUCUAAAUGAGCCUCAUAUCCUUGACAUUCAUGCACACAGAGUUGCGAAGCUAUUAUACCAACGCGGUAUUGCCGUUCCAGCGUCGGUCUGGGCGACGUUGCCUACCUCCGAAGAUUCUUCCUCACUUUUCGCUUCAAUGUAUUACGAUACCGAUGGAUUAUUCGAAAGAGAUUCGCGUAAUCGGUUGGUCGAGCUUCUAUAUGAUAAAGGGUUUCGCGACUUCGACGAGAUCGAUAGCCGCGGUCAUUCCCCAUUAUCGAUCUAUAUUGGCCGUGACUGUUUCCCUAGGUACUACCCGCGGUCAUCGCACUGCUUGUGGCUUAUCCGCCAUGGUGCAGAUAUUUUGCGCCCAUGGCCGUUAAGAGACUCGAGUAGUCUUUGCGGCUACAAACACAGCAGAUGGGUUUUGGCUCACCUCGUUCUGGAUUGCAUCCCAUUCGAUCGCAGCAAUUUCCGCAAAAAUUUGGAUUGGUAUGACUCGAGCGAUUUUCGACAGUCCGAGGUGGAGUCUUAUCGCCAACUCGUCUCGCUCGUGGCACCUUUAGAUCAACACGAUGAAUGCCAUUGUCGAUGUGGUCAGGCAGGAUGUCAUACCAUGAAACUCUUCUUGAGACGUGCAUGGGACAGAAGUAUUCAUCACGCAUAUGCACAUCAUACUUAUAACCCAGAACAGCUGAUUACAAGCAGUUCAGUUCCUAAUAUUGCCACAAGCAUCUCCAGUUUUUUACGAAAUUUAACAGUAGACUUAUCGAAAUGGGAUAGAGUCGUUGCGCUAGCAUUGAGAUACUUUACAUUUCAAACAUUGGACCUACAGCAUACGUGUUGCAAUGUGCCAUACGAGGGCUCGUUGUCCGAACAGGAAAUCAUGGAGAUCGAGGACGAAAAUAGAGAACAACUAGACCGCCUGGAGCUCCUCCUUGGGGAACUUCAACUUGGGUAUUCAAAUUUUAAAAGUCCUGACGUCCAAGGGGACAAGUUUACAUCUUUUCUGACUGCAGAAUGGUCACCACGAAUGCAACAGGAGUUAGCUGAUAUGGAGGCAAUCCGGAUGACGGAAGAUGAGAAGCUAAAAGUGGAGGAACUAGGGGUACGAUGGGGGCCAGAACCAGAAGUUCGAAAUGAGGGAGAGUCUUCUGACCUCGACAUUUGGCUAAAAGAACUGGACAAGAUCAUACCAGAGUGACUGAAGUUUCACAAAGGGGUAUACGGAUGUGUCUCGAACGUUCAAACACGACGCCGUUAGACGUUCGAAGCCUAACGGUGAUAAUAUAGCCUCACCUAUAUCCAACAGUAUAAACCAACGCCAACCUCAGGAACAA